AUGAGUCCUACGCGCGAAGAAGUUCAAUACCGUCGCUGUAAAACCGUGUCACAAGCAAUGAAAAUUGCUUUAGAGUACGAUCGAUCUCAUCAUGUCCGCAGAAAGAACGUUAGUCCUCCGGUGUUCUUGCAGGACCGAUCGCGUCCGCAUACGAACGGAAACCAGCAACAACAAUCUGCACAUGCACACCCUCAGGAGAACAAACCCGAGCCAAUGGAAAUUGAAUCAGGGACUGUCAAGGUGUCUACUUCAAAUUCAGUCGCACCUGCAAGUGACGAAGAAAGAGUUGUUGAAGUGGAAGAAAAUUUGACCUCUACUUUGCCGACCAUGCAUAGGGAAAACGAACUCAUUCGUAGACAAGGGACUUGUGAAGGGAAACCUGCCGCCAUUAUGCUCGACAGUGGUGCCACAUGCAAUGUUGUUCGUCCAGGGCUAGCCAACAAUAUGUCUACCUCGGGAGUUUCACAAGUCACCCGUUUUGACGGAACUUCUUCGAGAGGUCGUUCUGUAAAGAAAGGUACCGCCACCAUAGGCUUUAGUCGCUAUCGGUUUCAGGUUAUAAAAUGGCCGUUGAGAUCCGCACAUGAUGUCAUCUUAGGAAAACCUUGGUCUACCAAGUUCCAAACUAACAUCGAUUGGCGAUCGCAUGAGAUUUUCUUUCCGUCCAUGCGUAAUCCACCAACGCCACCCGUAAUCUCCCAGGAAGCUCUGGAGAUUGCUGCUAUCGACUUUAAACGCAAAAUCAAGAAGAAGGCUUACGACGAAGUGUAA
Messenger RNA from Plasmopara halstedii, 771 nucleotides. RefSeq names its product Aspartic peptidase domain. The record is from RefSeq and is a predicted model, not a curated record. The coding region runs from base 1 to 771 and encodes 256 amino acids. NCBI's taxonomy places the organism in Eukaryota, Oomycota, Peronosporomycetes, Peronosporales, Peronosporaceae. The transcript is spliced from 2 exons.